Molecule: messenger RNA, 1551 nt
Organism: Trichechus manatus latirostris (Florida manatee)
Lineage: Eukaryota; Metazoa; Chordata; Mammalia; Sirenia; Trichechidae
Product: neuronal acetylcholine receptor subunit alpha-7
Exons: 12
Coding region: 12-1520 (502 amino acids)
Biological process (GO): regulation of membrane potential; signal transduction; synaptic transmission, cholinergic
Cellular component (GO): postsynaptic membrane; neuron projection; plasma membrane
Molecular function (GO): acetylcholine-gated monoatomic cation-selective channel activity; acetylcholine receptor activity; acetylcholine binding
Source: RefSeq, a predicted model, not a curated record
CCGGACUCAACAUGCACCGCUUGCGGGGAGGCAUCUGGCUAGCGGUGGCUGCAUCGCUCCUUCACGUGUCCCUGCAAGGCGAGUUCCAGAGGAAGCUCUACAAAGAGCUAGUCAAGAACUACAAUCCCUUGGAGAGGCCGGUGGCCAACGACUCGCAGCCGCUCACUGUCUACUUCUCCCUGAGCCUCCUGCAGAUUAUGGAUGUGGAUGAGAAGAACCAAGUUUUAACCACCAACAUUUGGCUACAAAUGUCUUGGACAGAUCACUAUCUGCGAUGGAAUAUGUCAGAGUACCCGGGCGUGAAGACUGUCCGUUUCCCAGAUGGCCAGAUUUGGAAACCAGAUAUUCUUCUCUAUAACAGUGCUGAUGAGAGGUUUGAUGCCACGUUCCACACCAACGUGUUAGUGAAUUCCACUGGGCAUUGUCAGUACCUCCCUCCAGGCAUAUUCAAGAGCUCCUGCUACAUUGAUGUGCGCUGGUUCCCCUUCGAUGUGCAGCAGUGCAAGCUCAAGUUUGGGUCCUGGUCUUAUGGAGGUUGGUCCCUGGAUUUGCAGAUGCAGGAGGCAGACAUCAGCGGCUACAUCCCGAAUGGAGAGUGGGAUCUUGUGGGAAUCCUGGGGAAGAGGAGUGAGAAGUUCUAUGAGUGCUGCAAAGAGCCGUACCCCGACGUCACCUUCACGGUGACCAUGCGGCGCAGGACCCUCUACUAUGGCCUCAACCUGCUCAUCCCCUGCGUGCUCAUCUCCGCCCUGGCCCUGUUGGUGUUCCUGCUGCCUGCAGACUCUGGCGAGAAAAUCUCCCUGGGGAUAACGGUUUUACUUUCCCUCACUGUCUUCAUGCUGCUUGUGGCUGAGAUCAUGCCUGCGACGUCUGAUUCAGUGCCGUUGAUUGCCCAGUAUUUUGCCAGUACCAUGAUCAUUGUCGGCCUCUCUGUCGUUGUGACGGUGAUCGUGCUGCAGUACCACCACCAUGACCCUGACGGGGGCAAGAUGCCCAAGUGGACCAGAGUCAUCCUCCUGAACUGGUGUGCCUGGUUUCUGCGCAUGAAAAGGCCGGGGGAGGACAAGGUGCGCCCUGCCUGCCAGCACAAGCAGCGCCGCUGUAGCCUGGCCAGCGUGGAGAUGAAUGCCAUGACUGGGCCACCCACCAGCAAUGGGAACCUGCUCUACAUUGGCUUCCGUGGCUUGGACACUGUGCACUGUGCCCCGACACCUGACUCUGGGGUCGUGUGUGGCCGCAUGGCCUGCUCGCCCACACAUGAUGAGCACCUCCUGCACGGUGGGCAGCCUGCUGAAGGUGACCUGGACCUGGCCAAGAUCUUGGAGGAGGUCCGCUACAUUGCCAGCCGCUUCCGAUGCCAGGAUGAGAGUGAGGCCAUCUGCAGCGAGUGGAAGUUUGCGGCCUGCGUGGUCGACCGCCUCUGCCUCAUGGCCUUCUCCGUCUUCACCAUCAUCUGCACCAUUGGCAUCCUGAUGUCUGCUCCCAACUUUGUUGAGGCCGUGUCCAAAGAUUUUGCUUAACCAUGCCUGGUGUUGUAAUUUUGAAAAAUAA